AUGGCGUCGAUCCAUAUCCUGUUGAUGCCUGGCAUAUCAUCCUCCACGGUCUACUUAACACAACACGCAUUCCAUUCUUCAUGGCCCAUGUAUACACUUUUAUAUGCAGUGGGAUUGUCGCAACUAUAUGCUCACCGGCCAGAACCUGGGAGGUCAGCCGAUGAUGAUGACCACCUUCAAGUGAGCCAGAACCACAGACUUCAACAUCUUUAUAUUUUCUGGCCGGAAUUUAGUCAACCAGCAUCCAUACCAGCAUCCGUAACCUUGCAGGCGAUACGUGGGUUCUCGAUCUCAUAUGGGCCCUUGACCAUACGAGUAUCUAUUGGAAUUCGCGGGAGCGUUGACUUUUAA
Messenger RNA from Trichophyton rubrum CBS 118892, 351 nucleotides. RefSeq lists its product as uncharacterized. The record is from RefSeq and is a predicted model, not a curated record. The coding region runs from base 1 to 351 and encodes 116 amino acids. NCBI's taxonomy places the organism in Eukaryota, Fungi, Ascomycota, Eurotiomycetes, Onygenales, Arthrodermataceae. The transcript has a single exon.